CGCGGGCGCAAUCCCGACUAAAUAUCAAGAGAGAAGCGGGGCGAUGGACUACAUGGAGAACCUGCGGCGGUCGCCGGUCUUCCGCAACUCGUUCGAGCCGUCCAUGUCGAUGGGAAAGGAGCACCAUGGGCGUGCAGGGUCAAGUCCCAUCGAGGUCAACCUCCCGUCGUUCGCGCAGGACAUGGAGCACCUCCAUCUCCCCCGGCGCCACGAUACUAGCGCGUCGACGCUCGAAGCCGACGACUUCUCGUCGCCGUCUGCAUAUGCACCCGAGCCGUUCGGCCCAAAAGAGAAGAAGGCGGACGAGAUGCCCGUGCUGGACGAGCGGCAGGUCACCAUCAUCGUGCUCCUCGCGCGCGUCUGCUCGGUCUACGACGCGACGCCCAAGACCUUUGUCGCCAAUGUACUGCGCCUCCAUCGCAUGGGCGUGCUCGAGUCGAUUGCGUUUCUCUCGGACCUGGGCUUGCUAGCGUCAACCACGUCGCCGCGCAAGAUGGAUGCGAUCGAGCAGUGGGAUGCGGACAAGGGCGGCGUCAAUGGUGGCAUACUGGGCUUCCCGCAGUCGCUCAACGUCUCUCGCUACGCGCGCGACUUUGACGAAGUCCGUCUCAUUGGGCAAGGCGGGUUUGGCCAAGUCUACAUGGCGCGCCACAAACUCGAUGGCAUUUGCUACGCGAUCAAGCAAGUCCGCUUCUUCAACAAAGGGUUCCAGUCACCGCUCGUGCAAAACGUGCUUCGAGAAGUGCACUGCCUCGCGCGCUGCGACCACCCAAACGUGAACCGCUACUACAGCGCGUGGUUAGAACCCACGUGGGUCCCCAUGAACCUGCACGCGACGUCGUAUGCAGCGCCGCCGACGUCCGCGCCCAUCAUCAACCCCGUCGAGCUGCAAACCAAGAACCCGCACCUCCUCGAAGACAUCUACCGCUUCGUCGACGCCAAAAGCGACAGCGACUUGGAUGGCAACACGACGUCCAACCUCGAGCUCAGCGAGGACCACUACAGCUCGUACUCAAUGUCGAGAGACUCGUACGAGAGCUCGAACGGCUCGGUCGUCGAAUUUGAGUUUGAUCGAGACAUGUCCCAGUCCAACUUUUCCUGCACAAGUUUCAGCGACCUCCCCGCGUACGAUCCCAAGUCGGUCGGUGGCGGUAGCGUUUCGGUCACGUCAUCCUCCGUGCACCGGCGGCGGUCCAAGUCGUUUGAGAGCUCGACCCAUGCCUCACGCAUGCAGCUGGCCACGUACCAAGCGACACACACCAUCGUGAGCGACUGGAACAGCGUCAACUCUGUGGACGCGCGAACGCUCCAGCUCCAGCGCAAGCGACAGCAGUCGUGGUGCGCCGAGACGCCAUUCCGCAACCACCGUGCAGGCUCGUUCUUGGCGAUCGAAGGCGACGCGCCGCCAACGACCGAGAUGACCCCCGCGUUCACGUACCAAAUCACUCUUUACAUUCAAAUGUUCCUCUGCGAACAGUCGACGCUUCAGGACUGGCUCGACGAGCGCAACCGCAACGUGGGCCGCGUCGACUUCCAAACGAGCUUGCGCCUUUUUCGGCAGCUCGUCAAUGGCAUUAAGCACGUCCACGAGAAUGGCAUUAUUCACCGCGACUUGAAACCGAGCAAUGUCUUUAUGACCCGCGACGGCGCGCUCAAGAUUGGCGAUUUUGGUCUCUCAAAGCUCCUCGCCGAGGUCAUGGCCGACGACCCGAUGAACAACUGUGGCUUCAUGCCGCCAGCCAGCGGACAUGGGCACACGCAAGGCGUCGGCACCAUGUCGUACGCAAGCCCAGAGCAAGUCGCAGGCACCGACUAUGAUCACAAAGUCGACUCGUUCAGCUUGGGCAUCAUUCUCCUCGAACUUUUCUGCGUCUUUGACACCAAGAUGGAGCGCGCCCGCGCACUCAAAGACGUGCGCGGAAACCCUCCGCAUGUACCGGCUGAGCUUGCGACGACGUACCCUGAAAUUGCGGCUUUGAUUUCACACCUCGUCGCACCCACGUGCACGCGCUGGACCGUGGAGCAAGCGCAUGACUACUUGUGCACGACAUUUCCCCAAGUGCAUCUCGAGAAGGCGCGGGAAGUCCUCGAGUUGCGCCAGCAGCUGCACGAGAACGAAGCCAAGCUCAAGGAGCAGGACGCGCUCAUCGAAGAGCUGCGGCGUCAAGUGGCGGCGCUCUCACAAGAAGACACGGACAUCAACGAUCCUCGCAUGGCACGCUAAACGGACAAGUAGUAUACUGUACGACGACCA
This is a messenger RNA of Saprolegnia parasitica CBS 223.65, 2254 nucleotides long. Its product is annotated as PEK/PEK protein kinase. NCBI's taxonomy places the organism in Eukaryota, Oomycota, Saprolegniomycetes, Saprolegniales, Saprolegniaceae. Gene Ontology annotation, biological process: protein phosphorylation. Gene Ontology annotation, molecular function: ATP binding; protein kinase activity. The transcript is spliced from 8 exons. The record is from RefSeq and is a predicted model, not a curated record. Bases 44 to 2224 code for a protein of 726 amino acids.